GUUUUUUUACGGUGGGUGUUAUUUUCGUCUGCUUUGUUGGGUACGUGCGGUUAAAAUUUUACGAUGUAUCAACGUUGUGAAACCGUGUUGAGAAAGUGUCCCAAUGUGCCCUCGGUUUAGCUAAUAAGGAAAUUUAAACGUCCAAUACACCCUGGUGCAAUAUCCAGGGGAAAAUGUUAAUGUCUUUGCUCAGCAUUGAAGGUGUUGGGGAAGAGGUUAUUCUCAGCGCAGUCGCCUUUGUACUUGCUCUCCUUGUUUUUGGAUAUUACAUGAUGAGAAAUGAAAGACGAGAACAAACUGUUCAUCCUGAAGAGAGGGAAAAUAUGAAUUUACUUCGUGAAUCAAUGCGUGUUGAACCAAGAAGAAGGUACGGCUCACAGAAUCAAUGUCCCGUGUGCCUAAAUGAUAUUGCCUAUGAGGUGGAAACCAACUGUGGUCACAUUUUCUGCUGUAAGUGCUGGCUUGCCUACAGAGCUCAUGGUAGUUUUUUAGGGGCAGUCCGUUGCCCUGUUUGCAGACAGCAGGUUACAAUCCUGUUCCAGUGUUUCACCGAGAAUGAAUUGAACCCUACCAGCGGAUCAGAAGAAGAGCCGGAGCUCGGCACGUUCAUCCGCGAAAUUAACAGCUACAAUCGUCGCUAUAGCGGCGAACCCAGACAGUUCUGGGAAACUGUACGCGAGCUUCCCAUUUUGUUUCGUCAUCUUGUAAGCGAAAUCUUUUCGGAGGGUGGCUUCCUCUACCUGUAUCGCCUUCGUGUCAGCCUUCUCGUCAUUGGUUGUGUGAUCUACCUUCUCUCACCACUUGAUAUCAUACCGGAAGCAGCUUUCGGCAUUCUUGGCCUUGUAGACGACAUGUUGGUCCUCCUAGUCGUCAGCGUUUUCCUUACAAACGUGUACCGCAACUACAUAGCUGACGGUGGAAAUAUUUUCGGCCGUCAUAAUCAAGCCCCACCAGUUUCGUCUACAUCAAAUUAAUAACAAACAAGUGCCGCUUAACCCCUCAUUCUUGUUUUAAAUUUCUUUUUUACCCCCUCUUCUAUUGUAAUCGUGCCCGUUGUAUAUGAUAUAUGGUGUAAUGUGCUUUUAUUUUAUUUUGCCGGGGUUAUUCAUUUCAAAGUACUUUGUGGGAUCAGUUUCUCCCUGAUUUUUUUUUUUUCGUGUUUUCUCUCCAUCCAAGAGAAAGAAUUUUUUGUAUUUAUAGAAAAAUACCGACACUCGAAAUAGACAUGAAAGAAAAAUGCA
Messenger RNA from Daphnia magna, 1241 nucleotides. Its product is annotated as E3 ubiquitin-protein ligase RNF170. Gene Ontology annotation, molecular function: metal ion binding; ubiquitin protein ligase activity. Lineage: Eukaryota; Metazoa; Arthropoda; Branchiopoda; Diplostraca; Daphniidae. The transcript is spliced from 6 exons. The record is from RefSeq and is a predicted model, not a curated record. The coding region runs from base 174 to 974 and encodes 266 amino acids.